Messenger RNA from Cyclocybe aegerita, 774 nucleotides. The record is from the annotation of a GenBank genome assembly. Lineage: Eukaryota; Fungi; Basidiomycota; Agaricomycetes; Agaricales; Hemipholiotaceae.
AUGUCUGGUUCCACCCGCGGCACCUUCAUCGUGCUCGCCAACUCGAAUCUCGUUAGCGCCAAAGGAGACCCUGGCCCUCGCAAGUCGCUGCCUUGCAUAUCCACCAACACCCGCAUCGUCUCCGACACCCACGGCAUCUGCAACCCCACAACCCGCACCAUCCACACCCUAACGCGCGUCAAUGGUGAACUCUUCGUCAAUCACAGCUUCCGCACCAGCACCGAGAAACCCACCAGCGUCAGCAACGUCGGCAAGGGCGGCCAUGGUGGGUAUGCGCUGCCGUCGGGGAGCCCCAAAACCAAUCUAGCCCAUGCGGCAUGUAUGCGCUCGUUCUAUUCCAUCCUUGCAACACCGCAAAACUCCCAUCUCGUUCCCCACGUUCGCCCUCGCCACCGGACGGGGAUUCUCUUCGAGAUACGCGUCACCGUCUCAGUCGGCAUCACCCCUAAAAUCAACCUCGACUUCUCCUACUCCGAUAUGGAUUUGGACUUGCCUUCGUUGCUCAACGCGCUAUAUCCCAACGUCGACCCUUACCCCUAUAGCCCACUCCGCGUCCUCAGCUUCAGAGCAUACACGGGCCCAUCCGCUGUUGUCCGGCACGCGUUCCGUCCCAUCUUGAUCUGUGUCCACCCCAUCCUCCGCCUCCAUAUUGACUUCGUCUACCUAUACCUCAUCCCGGACCUUUUCCUUGGCCGGUCAGAAGUGCCGAACGAGCGCCCAGCUCAAGCGCGAUCCGUACUCUCUAUUCGGAAACUGGAACAACGGUGCGAAUGA